This is a messenger RNA of Periophthalmus magnuspinnatus, 717 nucleotides long. RefSeq lists its product as uncharacterized. The transcript has 5 exons. Bases 119 to 703 code for a protein of 194 amino acids. Gene Ontology annotation, molecular function: oxidoreductase activity, acting on metal ions. Lineage: Eukaryota; Metazoa; Chordata; Actinopteri; Gobiiformes; Gobiidae. The record is from RefSeq and is a predicted model, not a curated record.
GAGAAACAUCUUCACUCCUACAACUUUUUGUCCAGUUGACAGAUUUUCUUUUGGAUUUUACUGCUACUACUACUACAGACCUCCACCAGACCUCCACCAGACCUCGUCAGCCUGUCCGAUGGGUGUGCUCUGGUUUGGGUUACUGCUGCUCCACCUGUCUUGGGUGGAGGCCUAUCCCAGUGGAGCACCUACGGGAGCCUGUGAGGACAUGAUGCCUCGUCACAUGGGCGUAGAACCUCAAACCUCUCCUCCACCCUAUGCCCUGCUCACCAACACCCGGGUGUACGGGCCGGGUAGCACAGUCACCGUGACCAUCGUGGGGCCAGAGUACAGGGGCGUGCUCCUGGAAGCCCGAGCCCCAGGAGGCCUCAGCGCCCUGGGUACCUGGUGGCUGCCUCCCCCUGAUACGCGCUUCCUGGAGUGCUCGGGGAACCCCCAAGGCGCCGUGACCCACUCCAACACCAACAUCAAGGGGAACGCUACGGUGUUCAGCUGGACGCCGCCGGACGCCGUCGGCCCCGUGUACUUCAUGGCGACGGUGGCUCAGCAGAGGACUGUGUAUUGGCUGAACCUCAGAUCUGCUGCACUGUUCAGAGCUCCGGCCUCAGGUCUGGGAUUGUCGUCUGGGACAGAAGGCGUGGCCCCUGGAGGAACUCUCCUCUCUGCUGCCCUCUGCUGGCUUCUCUGUAAAACACUGCUAUAAUCUUCUGCUUUGAA